AUGAAGAAACAAAAGUUUAGAUUCUUCUCUUCAACCGCACACUCUGGUGUUAGGGUUUUGCAAAUCACCGGCAAGAGAGGAGAGAUGGCUCCUAAGCAACCCAGUACGGGUCUUUUCGUUGGAUUGAACAAGGGUCACAUCGUCACCAAGAAGGACUUGGCACCACGUCCCUCAGCUCGCAAGGGGAAAACAAGCAAGAGAGUUCACUUUGUGAGAAAUCUCAUAAGGGAGGUAGCUGGAUUUGCACCUUAUGAGAAACGUAUCACUGAGUUGCUCAAGGUUGGAAAAGACAAGAGGGCAUUGAAAGUUGCAAAGAGGAAGCUCGGAACCCACAAGCGUGCCAAGAAGAAGAGAGAAGAGAUGUCCAAUGUUCUAAGAAAGAUGAGGGCUGGUGGAGCUGGAGAUAAGAAGAAAUAG
This is a messenger RNA of Vicia faba (fava bean), 417 nucleotides long. The record is from the annotation of a GenBank genome assembly. Lineage: Eukaryota; Viridiplantae; Streptophyta; Magnoliopsida; Fabales; Fabaceae.